This is a messenger RNA of Amoebophrya sp. A25, 6016 nucleotides long. The record is from the annotation of a GenBank genome assembly. NCBI's taxonomy places the organism in Eukaryota, Dinophyceae, Syndiniales, Amoebophryaceae.
GUUGAGUGAUGUGAUGCAAACGAGGUCUGACAGGCUCUGUAAAUAGUGUUCUAUUGCAGCCAGUCUUUUACCCCAUGAUGAACUAGUUAUUUCUCCACUCCCUCCGCUACCCAGCGUUUCUCCGUUUGCUUUGUUCAUUGCCCAUUAGAAAUUUGUUUUAGAAUACAAACGUUCAGAGUCAUAACUUCAAAGCUUGAGCAUCAUACCGACAGACUCCACACAGCUACGGUGCCCAAUGAGCGUGAGCCUACUAAUCGAUUUGCAUUGACAACAGGCAUCAGGUACUUCCGCUCAAAGAGAACUAGAGUGCAGAGGAAUUUUUAGCGAUAUUUGACAACAUGGCUAUCCGAAAGCAAAAGCAUCUAUUUUUGAUGUAUUUGAUGUCGCGUGACCAGCUAACAUGUGAUGUACUAGAUAAUCUCUGUAGUUUGUUAGAGGUUUUCACUGACAGUCACACUCACUACACCUCCAUUUUGUUCACCAAGGCCAACCAUUUGAGUUUGACUAGUUUGAAACCCAUGUGUGUACUGACGCUUCGCCAAAUUUCCGAAGCGCCUUUGGAGCACGGUUUUAAUGUGAAUCCGCGAAAAAGAUGAAGGGGGAGGGAGGCAAGAUCGAUAGCGACCCCCGAGCGGGUCGGCUCGCGGAGCAUGGAUGGUCGGCGCUGAAGGUGCUCGGAAAGGGCCAAUUUGGUGUUGCAUGCUUGGUAAGGCCAGGAGUUGGGAACCCGAAAGCCGAAGUCAUUAGAAGGGACGACCAAGGGGGCACUUUUGCAGUCGCAAAGAUGAUAUCCCUAGACUUCUUGUCGGAGAAAGAUAACCUACAGUUACGAAGAUCAUGAUCAUGGAUGUAAGGGUUUCUAUUACUACUUUCCAAAUCUUCUCACUUUUUGUGUGAAGUUUGCAAUAUUGCACGCAAAUUGAUGCAGCUCCUAGUUCAUCUGAGUGCAAUCCUACUAAGUACAGAUAGUUUAAUUGUGAGGGAGUUACAUCAUUGUGAGUAGAAAAGCGAGCUACUCUGCCUCUAAUACCAGCCGGACAGGAGGUGAUGCUGUUGAAGCAGUUGAAUCAUCCCAAUAUCGUUGCCUACUACGACCACUACUUGGCUGAGAACCCGAUUCGAGAGCUCGUGAUCUUGAUGGAAUUUUGCGAGGGCGGUGAGCUGAGGCAGAAAAUCAAGGACGCAGCGAAAGAAAAGACGCUGUUCAAGGAAGUGCAGAUCAUGCGGUGGUUCUGCCAGGCGCUUUCAGCCCUCACCUACGUACACAAGAGGCAUAUUCUGCACCGAGACUUGAAGAGCUCGAACAUCUUUCUCAAGCUCGGCGACAGAGACUGCGCGAUUGGGGAUUUCGGUAUUUCUCGAGUGCUUGAAGGCACCAUCGACGCGGCGGCAACCGUGGUGGGUACGCCGUACUACAUGUCACCAGAAGUGUGUCGGUCUGAGCCGUACUCGUAUAAAAGCGACAUCUGGAGUCUGGGCUGUGUGCUGUACGAGAUGUGCAUGCUGAAGCACGCGUUUGAGAGUGAAAAUCUUCUUGGCUUGGUGUACAAGAUUGUGUCCGACCGCUACGACCCCAUCCCGUCCGCAUACACACAGGAUUUAGCAGCUUUGAUUGCACGGCUGUUGGACAAGAGUGCGCACUCUCGACCGAAAGGCGACGACGUGAACGCCAUCGCCUUUGUGCGAAAACACAUGAGCCAGCUGGAAGGCGGCGGCGGAUUAGGGGGAGGGGCGUCAAACUACAACAAGCGGAAUCAGGUGGGCAGCGACAUUUUCUCGGACCCAAGAAGCGGUGGACCUUCGACCACAACCUCCUCGAGAAGAAGUGGCCAGCAGCAGGAGUAUACGAAACGCGUUGCGCCGUCACUAGGACCGGGCGCGCAGAAAAAACGAAAGCCAACACCGCUGAACUUCGACAAACCGCCAGCAGAGCAGCCCCCACGCAGCGCGGAACAGCCUAGAGCUGCUGCAGCAGGGAGUGCGACUCCAGGAGCCCGAAGUGAAGCAGCAGGCCGUGCGUAUGAGCAAAGAAGGCAGUGGGGUGGGAACGAGCAGCCCCAGUCCUCACACUCUCCAUCACCCCAGGGCUCCCCAAGCUACGUAAAUCACGCGGCGCCAGCUCCAGCGGCAGUCCCGCCAGAUCCCAUCAAGGCGCAUACAACGCGGGAGGAUGAACAGCGACUAAUCAUAAACUUGAUGAUGUUAUGGCUGUUGUUUUUGUUUUCCUCUUUUUCAUCCGUGGUAUCACUUAUACUUACUGCUUUGUACUACAACAUCACCUUUUUUCUCAAAUUCAUUGAGUAGAGACGAGGUGUGAGGAGUAACGAUACACUUCGCUUUAUGUUGAAUGCUCCUGAAGACUCUAAUGCUUAGUCGCGUUCGAAAGGAGGUGGUAGCACAAAAGCUGAAUUGGAUGCAUGUUUUUGCGAUGUUUGAUCGGAAGAGUGAAGGAAUCUUGAACGAACCCGAUUUCAACCGUGCUAUGACUGCGAUGCAUUUAGGCCUCUCGCAUCAGGAGAUCAAAGACAUUUUCGUGUCACUGCGAGGAGAGCAGGGCCCGACAGAGAAUCCUGCCGUUUCGAAUGCGGUGCAAGUGUCGGCCUUCGCAAAAGCAUUGAAUAGCAUACCCCAGAGUGUGGGUCUGCUGCAGGACUGGGCCAACACACAGCUCUUAGAAGUUGGGAAGGUGGCGCUUCGAAGCAACAACGCGAAUGUCGUGACGAAAGGCGCGAAAGUACGCAUUUCCGGUCUACGAAAUAGUCCACAGCUGAAUGGCCUGGAGGGCAUGGCAACGAACUGGGACCCAACCGCGUGUCGCUGGAUUAUCCAACUGCAGGAUGGGGACUUAAAAGCCAUCAAAGACGCGAAUCUCCAAGUAGUGAAUACGGGGCCCUCGCCUGCGGAUCAGGCUGGCGGCGAAGGCAACGAGCUGAAUCAGAGUCGAACGCCGAGUGUGGCCCUCUAUCAGAAAAUCUGCGGUAGCGACCCAUCAGGCGUAGUAGCGGAGAAGGCAUUUUUGGACUGCCUAGCUGAAGUUGUAACGGGCGAGCGCGACCGACAGCGCAUGCUGGCUCUAGCGCCAAAGAACGUUGAGGGCUACGUAGAUGUGAGAGCUCUUUUGGCAGAUGAGCACUUCGUAAAGUUGAGCGGCGGUCGACCACCACAAGCGGAGGGCAGUAGUUCUGGAGGCCAACCACCCUGCGCUAGUCCGCGGGCAGGAGGCAAGGCAGGACAGCGGUACGCCGCUCCAGGACCAGCACCUUCCGGACCGACCUUCCCUUCGUCGCCCAGUAGGCAAGGACCCGAUACUCAGAGACCAGGCACGAUGCCACCUAUUAUGCUUUAUUCACUUAAUAUUGUGUACACCCACGAGAGGGGACGUCCUUGAUCCCAGGCGACUCCCCGCCUACCUUGUCUACGUGGUCUAGUAGAUAGUGUGUUGUGCCUGCAUCGACCUGUCCUUCGUAUCCCUUUUCCUGUUCUCGUUCUGCAUAAAUGAUGGACGUGUUAUUUCUAAUCUGAUCCCUAGUGCCGCUCCUGUGGCACCGCCACCUGGCGGCGUGCCGUCAACACCGGCCCGAGGAAGCACCACAUUGCCGAGUAGUGCAGCGAACGAUAGCAGCGGUAGCAGCACCGUCAUACUGUUCUGGCGCUUAGCUCAGCGACUCAACAACACAAGGACAAGUCUGCGAGCUGUGCUAUCUCUCUUUUCCCCUGGAAUAUCAGCAAAAGCGGGGAAUACCGGUCCUGGCAUCGAUAACAAAUUGCGGGCUGACGAGCUUUUGGAAGCGGUGAGUACAAUGCCAUUAGGGCUGAGUCGUGUAGAAGCGCACCGCAUCUUCACAAGUCUGGCUCCCGGAGGCGACGGCUCAAAAACAGCGCCGAUCGAGAGGUUGGAGAAGGGCAUCGCGUCAACAGCCGAGCGCUACGGCACACAAGCGCCAGGCUGCCCCGACAAUUUUGACCGCAUUCAUUUUAAUGCCCUUAACGCAGAGUGCCUCAGUGCCGAUCCGGAAGAGUCAGGCUUUCUUCCACCGCAGACAUUCCGCAUGCUGCUGAUGCAAACCGAAGCAUACCUCACCGGCUCUGAGCUAGAUUGGAUUAUAUCUGUCACCGAUAAAGACGGAGACGGAAAUCUCGAGUACGCCACACUCUCUUGGAGAAAGACACCGACGCAGAAUUAUAGGCCAAGGUACCUUGUUUGAUAGAGUCAGUGCUUACUUGAAUUAUCUUCACUCGACCAUUAUCCAACCUCGGUUUACUUCAGAAGUUCCCAUGUGAUUUCAGGAAUACUACUUUCUCCCUCGCUACAACAGGUGGCUCCCGCCCACGUUUAUCGUGCAUCAGUUGAAACAUGUGCAGCGCGUAGCUCCGAGCCUGCCAGCCGACUACGUACAGCGCGUACUUCUGGCGAGGUUGCAUAAAAUAGUUCAGGAUAAGCAAGGCGAGGGCAUGCGGCCGUGCAUCACUUUUCUCUUAGACGUGUUGAGCCUCUUUCCCGACGGCGAAAAAUAUGUGGCGGAACAGCGUUUCGGCGCCACACUCGGCAUGCUCCUUGGGUAUCUCCCUUUUGGUUUUAGCAAGGACGAAGCUGCUUUUUUAACAGAGAAUGCAGGUGGCAAAGGCAUAAUGGCCGCACUCAGUGCUGCGAGUAGCGGCACCGUUUUAGCCGAGAUUAGUCAGUGGGCGAAGAGCAAGAUCGGUCCGCACACACAGGCACUGCGAAAGGCAAUGGUAGAUCAGUACACGCAUGCGAACGACGAAUGGUUCAUGGUGGAUGAGCUCACCAGCUGCCUACUGCUGGCCGAUAACUCUCUGAACGACAUGGAUCUGGAUCGAUUUCUGCUACUCGCGGACAAGAAUUUCGGCGGCAAGCUGUUGGCUGUCGACUUUUGGCGCAAGGUCGCUCCCGGGGAGAGUACGUUCCUCACGGGAAUCACAGGGAAAAACACAACAGCACGUACUGCGACGAGUGGAAGCGGCGGAGCGGGAGCAAUCAAUCCAGUGCCCUCGCAGGGUGGAGACUCGCAGGGGGGAGGUUACCGGAAGGGAAAAACACGCGAUGAUGUCGACAGGAGUAGACGGAGCCGCAUCUGCCCAUGCUUAGGAGGUAGAAACCCUCAGGAUGGAGGCUAGAAUGAAAUAUACAGACCGAUUGAGAACAUCUGCCGGAUGUGGAUGCUCUUCCCUUUGUGUGACAAAGUAAAUCUGUAGUACCAAAUCACCAUUUCAACAUAUCAUGGCCGUCAAAAAGAAACUGCUGCAUUGACUCAGUCCACACAACUUCGCUUAGCUCUAGGUCAAUUAUCAUGUUAAUGUACGUGUACCCCAUGACUGAAAUCAACGAAAUGUAGUCGAAGGAUUAGAUAUUGCACAGGUUUAUUUGUACAAAAGUUUUAUCCACAUGCGCAAUUCCAAGUAUCAGGCAGUGCCCCCACACUACACCCACUGUAAUUGUGUCAUAAUCUCCUUACAUCACAAGCGCAGUUUGAACUCAGAAGCCAGUUCUUACCAUAGAUAAAGACAGAAAAAUUGCAAAGAUAUGUUUUAUCGCCGAAACCGAAACGAGAUAUGUCAUGUAGUAAACCAGUUUCCUCUUAUCCAUUUUGAAUAUAGCUUUCCGAACAUCUAGGUUUUGACAGGUACGCGUUCUAAUCUAUCUAGUUUUGGCCUCGUCUAACGAAAGCGAGAAGUUGUCAGUACAACUUUCGCAAGAAGUUAGUAGUUGUUUACAUUAAAGUGACGCAAGAAGUAUGCCUGAGUGACGCUAACAUCAUCCACUGUCCAUCGUAUCUAUUGACCAUCCACAGUAAUGUCCAGCUUCAAUUACAUCAUAAAUUUAUAUUCAGCGAAUCAAUAUUCCACUUUUGAAUCUCGUCAAUGUGAUGAUUGAUAAGUAACUUUGCCGACCACUGAUUUCGUUGUUGUACAAUACCGAAAUUCCUUGCAAGAUACGAAGCCAAUUUCCCAUAUGUUCUGGUGUGCGGACGCCCCGCGCAUCCCUCCGACAUGCCAG